AUGGAAAGAAAAAAAAUUUUAAUCACUGGGGGAUUGGGUUUCAUUGGUAGCGCCUUUCUUUGGUACCUUAACAAAAAAGGCUACAACGACAUUGUUCUUUGCGACCGCUUUCGUACAGAGGAAAAAUGGAAAAAUGUCCGCAAUCUCCAUUUUAGUGACAUUAUCUUAGUUGAAAACCUAUGGGAGACCAUUCAAAAAAAUAAGUUUGAUGUGAUGAUCCAUCUCGGUGCUUGUUCUUCCACCACUGAAAAGGAUAUGGACUUUCUCUUCUCAAAUAAUUAUGAAUUCUCUAAGAGGCUUUGGCAAGUAGCCACGGAUCAAGGAUCGACUUUCAUCUAUGCUUCUUCGGCUGCCACCUAUGGUAAUUUUCACCAAUCAAAAGACUUCCCAAAUUACCCCGACAUCAAGAAGCUAACCCCGCUUAAUAAGUACGGUUAUUCCAAACAGCUUUUUGAUCUGUGGGUGGAAAGACAGAUCAUUGAAGGAAACACCCCUCCCGAAUAUGCGGGCAUUAAAUUUUUUAAUGUUUUUGGUCCUCAUGAAUAUCAUAAGGGGUCAAUGGCAUCGGUGGUCUAUCAUGCUUAUCAACAAAUGGAAAAAAAAGGGGAAGUCAAACUUUUUCAAUCGCAUAACCCCCAUUUCAAAGACGGUGAGCAGAAAAGGGACUUUGUUUAUAUCAAAGAUGUUUGUGUUGCUAUGUAUUUAUUGAUGACUCGAUUAGGUGAAAUUAAAAAAAACAAGAUGAAUGAACAGUCCUUUUUAUUUGAUUUAGGGACAGGAAAGGCUUCCACUUUCAAAGAAUUGGUGAUCCCCAUUGCGAAAAAAAAUAUUCAAUACAUCCCUACUCCAGAAAGCUUAAGAAAAAAUUAUCAAUAUUUCACGCAAGCCAAUAUGGUUGACUGGAGAGAAUAUUUCAAAAUUAAGCAUACUUUGCAAGAAUCUGUGGAGGAUUACCUGCACAAUCAUCUUGAAAAGGAAAACCCUUUUCUCAAUGUGUUCGAGAAAGAUGAUUAUUUAUCGCUUAAAUAA
Ylistrum balloti is the source of this 1029-nucleotide messenger RNA. Its product is annotated as ADP-L-glycero-D-manno-heptose-6-epimerase-like. Bases 1 to 1029 code for a protein of 342 amino acids. Gene Ontology annotation, biological process: carbohydrate metabolic process. The record is from RefSeq and is a predicted model, not a curated record. NCBI's taxonomy places the organism in Eukaryota, Metazoa, Mollusca, Bivalvia, Pectinida, Pectinidae. The transcript has a single exon. Gene Ontology annotation, molecular function: ADP-glyceromanno-heptose 6-epimerase activity; NADP binding.